Messenger RNA from Dreissena polymorpha, 1177 nucleotides. RefSeq lists its product as uncharacterized. Lineage: Eukaryota; Metazoa; Mollusca; Bivalvia; Myida; Dreissenidae. Bases 50 to 1177 code for a protein of 375 amino acids. The transcript has 5 exons. The record is from RefSeq and is a predicted model, not a curated record.
AUAUUUCAUACGCUUAUCGGGUGUUUGGUAUUGUAUAAUUACAGGUGAAAUGACCAGGAUUUUCUACGUACCUGAAGGACAUAAACUGCCUCUUGGCUUUGAAGGCGAAUCUGACGACACGGCCAACUACACUAACGAAAGCGCUGACAGUGACUUUGUUCAUGUUUAUGGAUGCGACACACCAAUUACAGAAAUGGAUGAUAACUCAUCAAUUGGUUUUGUUAAAAUAGACGGGAUGAGAAACAAUUCACUAUUUGUGGCUGAGGCUCAAGUUUCACCCGGCAAGAGAUGUAAUAAACCGCCGUUGCCAAAGGUUCCAGCAGAAGUGUUCAUAGAACCUCCCCCUCUUCCUCCCAGGAUCCCGCUGAAGGGAAAGCAGCCGUACCCUCUUCCGCGCGUAUCGUUCGGAAAAUAUGAUCUUGUUCCUUCAAAUAGCGACAGUUAUUGUCAGCCAAACCAUACACUAACGGAAAAGAAAAAAGAUCAAAUAGAUGACGUGCAUUACGAAGACGAGGAAAACCCUGAUAUAGGCACAACGUCGGACAACACUGUCGAGAAUAUCCAUAAGGUUAGAGGUCUCGAUGUUUCAAAUGUUGAAAUGGCGACGGCAAAGCAGAUUCAGAAACACCAUACAAGCCUGGAUGCGUUAGACAUAACAUCCAUUCAUACAAUGGACAAAGAGAUGCUUGUAAAACGUAUUGAACUGUUAAAAUACGAACAAACUGAUGAUAUUGGGAAAACGGAAUUGCUAAAUACAAUGGCAGUGGAGAUUACCAAUUUAAGCUCUUGCAAGGUUGAUAAAAUAGAAGCCUUAAAAAAUGUCCAAAGAGCAGAUAAAAUAUUGAAAAUACAACAAGCCGAACUCGCAAUUGCACAUCAUGACAAUUCUGCCAUCAAUGAUGAGUAUCCAUGCGAAGGCGUGUAUUCUGCCAGACAGCUUGAAACAGAGAGAAACGAUGCUGCAAACAUCAUGGGCACUCUUUUCAUGGCUGCCAUCCUGCACAACACCCAAAGCAACGAAAUGCCGACGCGGUCUUUUAGACCAUUACAGAGGAACAGUUUUAGGAACCGAUCAUUUUGUCCACUGUCAAAGGCAAGGCGAUCAUCCUUCAAAGAUUCGGCCGUUUACAGCUGCUCAAAUAUUUACACUAUUUACGAGGAGCCUGGGCUGGAUUAA